AUGAAUGCAACGGACUGUGAGCACGGAGCGCGAAGCAACAAUCCCAAAGAGAACGCAAAGAUAGUCUUUGAGAAGAGAAACGGUGCUAUAAUAUUUGGGGCUUCCGGUAUCAGACCAAAGGUUAUCCCAGAGGUUGUGCUGUUGCAUUUAUACGUUACUGCGGACACGGGCCAUGAAAGUGAUCUAGAAAACCCAGUCAAGAUCAACGCUGCGAUCAUCGACAACGGUCUGGAAGCCGUCAAGCAUCUAUGCCCGAACCUCGAAAUUGUUUCCCUACAGACGGGCGGAAAGUUCGCCCAGUCCGACGUGUAA
Molecule: messenger RNA, 312 nt
Organism: Colletotrichum lupini
Lineage: Eukaryota; Fungi; Ascomycota; Sordariomycetes; Glomerellales; Glomerellaceae
Exons: 4
Coding region: 1-312 (103 amino acids)
Source: RefSeq, a predicted model, not a curated record